This is a messenger RNA of Motacilla alba alba, 3285 nucleotides long. RefSeq lists its product as uncharacterized. Lineage: Eukaryota; Metazoa; Chordata; Aves; Passeriformes; Motacillidae. Bases 2231 to 3148 code for a protein of 305 amino acids. The transcript has 2 exons. The record is from RefSeq and is a predicted model, not a curated record.
AGCUGGGUGCUGACAGCUCCCUGCAACUGCUCGCUCCAGCUGCUGGGCCCUCCUCUCCCUGGUAAGAUGGAGAAGGAUGCUCUGACCUCCACAGCGAGGAGGCUGGCUCCUCUUUCUCCCUUCACCAGGUGUUCGUGAUGGUGCCGGAGGGUUGUGGUACCCACUGCCUUGGUGGGGCUGGUAAAGCCUUGGGGGACAGUGGUGGUACCAGCAGAGGGUUCCCAGGCUGGAGGAGCUCCGGCAGGGCGAUGCUCCCAGAUGCGCACUGUGAGAGGGGAGGAGGUCUGGGUGUAGCACAGAGCAAGUCUUAUUGCAGCUCCUCGCAGGGAGUUGGGAUGGGAGGCCCCGGUUAGCUGGGAGUGCUGGGAGCAAGUGCUGACACCUCCUGGGGCUCCCUCUGCAGCAUCUCUGGGGCCUCCCAAGCUUUCUCCUGGCUGACACAUCGCCUCUCUUCUCUGUCUGAUGCAGGGCUCCUGUGCCUCCCCACAGACCCCAUACAGGGGCUGGGGGGAAUCCUGGGGGCUCCCUGGGGUCCGGCUCCAUCCCAGCGGGGCUGUGGCAGCCCAGGCAGAGGGACUGUCCUGUCGUCCUCCAGCACGGAGCAUCUCCCAGCCUGCUGUCUUGUAUGGCUUUUUAUUCCUAUGUGAUUAUACAUCCCACUUCAUAUAGGGAUUGAAGCCGUGCACUACGCCGGGCUCCUACAGCAGAGAGCAGCCCCUGUGCCACGGGAGCCGGCCUCGGAGGAGCCACCAGAGCUGUCCCCUGGGGUGCUGGACGAGGAUUGCUGGCCUCAGCCUGGGCUCCGUCCUGCAUCCCAGGCUCCCCAGCCCUCUUGGGAUGCAGGUGAGGGUGCCAAGCUGCUUUGGGGUGAGGCCAGCACAAGCCCACUCCUUGCGUUGCACCCCCUUGCGAGGGUGGGCCUGGUUCCGCACCACAUCUGCUGUGGAGAGCCCCAGCGGCUGCACUGGUGGGCUCAUCCCUGGGGAAUCUGCUGCUUUGCUUUUGUCCCUGGCUGUCCCGGGAUAUGCAGCAUCUACAUGCAGGCACUGCCAGCAGCACAGGGGAGGAGGAAGAGGAAAAAGAUGCUGAGGAAUGGCCACGACAGCAAGGGCUACCCCAGGCACGAUGCUCUUCAAGGUUUCUCAAGAGGCCUCAGCCACUCUUUCAAGGCACAGGCACCCAGAGCCAGGGUGGCGUGGAGCUGGUUCCAGCACAGCCCACACAAUGGGGUUGCUUGGUGUGACUGCAGCCACACUCUGGUGUCUUCAUUGGCACAGCUUUACUCUCAUGAGGCCAAUAUCCCAUCCAGGACAGCACGGACAAGCUGCAAAGCCCUGCUCAGCUGUGGUGAUUCACUUGUGUUCCCAAUGGGAAAGUCAUUGCUCCUGCCAGCCCAGAGGCAAAUCAUCACCAGGCAGGUAAGGAUGCUCUCAUGUCUUGAGAUUUGUGUUAUCUCACAAAUCCUGCUAAACCUGGCCCAAAGGUAUGUUGGCUCAUGCGUGGAGCCUUUUGACCUUUUGUGAAGGCACUGCAGGUCAGAGGGAGCUGGCAUCAGGCAGGAGUGAUAGCAGACAAUUCCCUGCUGAGCACUGUCCAGAGGAAGAUGCUGCUUUGUCUGUGAGGGCUGAGCACACUCCAAUGCUCCUUUUGUCCCUAGGCAGAAGUUGCACAGGGUCCACCAAAGCAACCUCUUGGAAAGGGAGCUUUGAGUUAUCCAGGUAGAAGCAUCAGAGAAGUAUUUCUGUAGCCUGGGUGUUCUUGCUGAACCUCCCCCUGGCCUAUUAUUUCCUCAUUAGGAAAGAAAGGACAAGAACAAAAAUCCAUAUAUGGCAGCCAAGCAAAGGUAGAUGGGAAAUGCACUUCAAACCGCUCCAUCCUUUCAACAAACCUUUUAUUAGGCUUCUCUCCUCCCCAACACACACUCUUUAAUCGUUAUGAAAAGCCACCAUUCAGGAAGCAAGGACACUGCUCGGGCUACCUGGAGCAGGCAUUUCCCAGGAGAAGCCAGCCAGCACUAGCCCAAGGUUCUCCGGAAUUGACUGGGAGGCAGCACAAGCAGCAGCUUGAAGUCCAGGGUGGUGGUCAGCAGUGUGGCAGAGCUGUGGGCAGGGGGUUGUGGUGGCCCUGUGGCAGUGUGCCCAGGCUGGCAUACUGGACUGCUGCUAAAGUUCCCCUUCUGCCAGGCACCCCAGCCCGAAAGCAGAGUCACUCUGCAUUCUGCUGGAGCAGAAUGGCCCAGGGAGCGCUCAGCACGCUGUGGGGCCAGCAGAAUGGCCCAGGGAGUGCACAGCAUGCUGUGGGGCCAGCAGAAUGGCCCAGGGAGUGCUCAGCACGCUGUGGGGCCAGCAGAAUGGCCCAGGGAGCACCCAGCACGCUGUGGGGCCAGCAGAAUGGCCCAGGGAGCAUGCAGCACGCUGUGGGGCCAGCAGAAUGGCCCAGGGAGCGCUCAGCACGCUGUGGGGCCAGCAGAAUGGCCCAGGGAGCACUCAGCACGCUGUGGGGCCAGCAGAAUGGCCCAGGGAGCACUCAGCACGCUGUGGGGCCAGCAGAAUGGCCCAGGGAGUGCACAGCAUGCUGUGGGGCCAGCAGAAUGGCCCAGGGAGCACUCAGCACGCUGUGGGGCCAGCAGAAUGGCCCAGGGAGCGCUCAGCAUGCUGUGGGGCCAGCAGAAUGGCCCAGGGAGUGCUCAGCAUGCUGUGGGGCCAGCAGAAUGGCCCAGGGAGUGCUCAGCACGCUGUGGGGCCAGCAGAAUGGCCCAGGGAGCGCUCAGCAUGCUGUGGGGCCAGCAGAAUGGCCUAGGGAGUGCUCAGCACGCUGUGGGGCCAGCAGAAUGGCCCACGAAGCGCUCAGCAUGCUGUGGAGCCAGCUUCACCCAGCUGUCCUGGCUGCAGCCCAUACUUGUGGCUGUAAGGCUGCCCGUGUUAGUGCCCCCGUGGAGCUGCCCUGCUGGGCACGGAGCAGGCGACCUGCCAGCGACCUCUGGAGAAAAACACACGGCACAAAGCAGCUUCUCCUGCACAACCACCCCCUGACAUUACGGGGGCACAGCGAGCUCUGUAACGCUUGGCAGAUUUUCCCCAGCAGAUCUGGGAGCAGUUUGCCACUGCGAGCAAGUUCAGGCAUGUUACAAAAGACCUUCAGACUCUGAGGACAAAUGAGAUGCGUGGAUGAGUUUAAACCACCGGGCAAGACUGGGGUUUUGAAAUUCCCAGGGUUGUGCCUUAUUCUGAGCCUGGGCUGUAGCCCAGACAGUCCAGCUGCCAGCCUGGCAUCGACACCAGGCCC